Molecule: messenger RNA, 634 nt
Organism: Amphimedon queenslandica
Lineage: Eukaryota; Metazoa; Porifera; Demospongiae; Haplosclerida; Niphatidae
Exons: 4
Coding region: 11-619 (202 amino acids)
Source: RefSeq, a predicted model, not a curated record
UCAUGAUGCAAUGACACUUCGUGUUUAUAAAAAAUACUACAUUGAUAUCAUCAAUUGUUAUACUCGUCUUGAAAUACGUGUUCGUGGUCAUUGUAGGGACAUUUGUCCACAAAUUCGUGAACUAGUCUCAAAAGCUGUAAAAGAAAGCAGUAAAGAUCUCAAACUUCAGGAAGAUAAUAAGCUUGUCUUUGCUUUUAAAUGCCCCCUCCAAAAAACUUGCAUUGUUGAGGAAGAUAAAUCUUCUACCUGGUGUACUAAUUGUGAAGUAUCAUGUGAUGUACUACGAAGUGAUGAUAGCUAUAGAUGUUGGUUUAGUGAUCAUAAAUUACCUAGUCCAGUGCUAUAUGAUAUGCCUUCUUUUUGUACAGGUAGAAUCAAAUAUCAAGAAGAGGUGCCUCAAAACAACUCAAGACCUGCUAAGCACUUCAACUGGAAAUGGGCUUUAUCAUUUAUAUUUUUUUUUACUGUCAGUAUUGUUUUGGCUAGUGUAGCUCAGAGUAUGGUGGAAAGAAAUACCCAAAGUUUCUCAACAACUAGAGUUGAAGCAUCAUUAGAAAGUCCACCUACUACAAGACCCACAGUGCAACCCACUGGAUUAUUAAGUAAAUCAUUAACAUAAUUUAUUGUAAUCGUG